AUGGAACGCUCAAGCGUCCCUAAUCAAACAAGCAGGGACACUUCUGAUGAGACGCAAAAUAUCAUCUAUCCCUUUAUUAGAGAUGGCGCAGCCUCGCUCGUCGCUCUAAAUUCACACCGUCGACGACUAGGCCUUGGUUCAUCUACGAACCUCAUCAGCAGUGGAACUUCUCAGCCAGAAAUUCCUAUCAGCCAUGGUAUUGAUUUUCAUCAUACCAUGCUGCAUCGGCCAGAGGAAGAGUUGUUCCCAUUUCUCAAUAUUAUAAAUCCAACUCGCCCAUACAAUGAUCUCGACAAUUCACAUGCUAUACCUGAGCCUACGCAGCACGACGUUGCUCAAUCCAGCUCAGCAGACACAGAGAAUAAGAUAUCAGAGCUCGACUCCAGCUUUCGCGCCGAAGAGGGAAGAAAUUGCCCCUCUUCACGUAGAUAUCGUGGAAACCGUGCUCUAUCUCGUAAUAGAAGUGCAGACAUUUCUAACGAGAUGAACUGUAGACUCUGGAUAUCAGGACUGCCCCCAGGUUGCACUAUCUCAGAACUAUUAAAGGAAGUCAGAGGUGUCGGACCUAUUUAUGCAACACAUAUCGUUCCGCCCUUAAUUCGUGUCUUAGAGACGGAAACGAAAGUAGACAUACCUACAUCUGCAGCUUCUUUAACCUUCUUUACUGCGUCUGCGGCUCACUUAUUUUUAAUUCGCCAUACUAUCCACCCCUUCACAGUCGGCAGCUACACCACCGCCGUUUCUCGGCACCGAAUCCGCACGAAACCUGUACCGGUCGACGGCCAGUCUCGGGUCCUAGUAAUUACCGGAGACCCGGAUAUCGUUACUCCAGAGAAGCUCACGUCUCUUUUUACUGAGAAAUGGAACAUUCGGUACGAAACCGAUUUCAUGGAGUAUACACCAGGCCAGGGGUCAAACGAAAUCAUUUGGGCGUUUGGAAGUUUCCGAGCCCAGGCGGAAGCGGUAUAUAUCCGCUUAAGUAAAUAUCCGGCAAAGAAUAUCACCAUCCGGUACGAGUCCGAUCCGUGUGCUUAGGGUUAUUCUGCCCUCUUUACAGAGAUCCGUUUGGGGGGUCUUACUUCUGACUACCCGUACACGAGUCGACAGCAUCGAACGCAAAGUACACUUGAAUAUAUUUGCGAGUUGCCAAGUCCGUGGGCAUGGAUAGCAAAGACAUAAGUCCAACAGCCACGGCAAAGUCGCUCAAUCUGGAGGAUACUGAUAAUACUUAAAACUGUUGCGCGAU
Molecule: messenger RNA, 1246 nt
Organism: Annulohypoxylon truncatum
Lineage: Eukaryota; Fungi; Ascomycota; Sordariomycetes; Xylariales; Hypoxylaceae
Exons: 2
Coding region: 1-1035 (344 amino acids)
Molecular function (GO): nucleic acid binding
Source: RefSeq, a predicted model, not a curated record